AUGUUUUGGGGUUCCCGACGCAAGGAAACACCUGACGUGCAUCAGGAACCGAUUCCUCGCGAAAAGCUUCCUCCUGAAAUGCAGAAAAUCGUGGGCCGUGAUGACACAUUUUACGACGACAUCUACCCCCCUUACUCCGUGGACUCCAAAGACACCCCCUACCGAUAUGCAGGAUACGCCAAUCGACUUCGCACCAUCCUUCUAUCCGCCCAUCGCUACGUCGCCUACACCUCCGACAUUGGCGAGUCGUUCCGUCCCGUCGCUCAUCCGUACUUGGUGCGCACCGCGUACAGCAUCUCCUGGUCGUAUUUGAUCGGCGAUGUCGUCCACGAAGGCUACAAGGCCUAUCUGCGUAAUCGUCAUGUGCUCGCCCCUCCCUGCGAGGCCUACAAGGACGCUAAAGAUCUGUCCCAGGAGGACAUGGUCAUGGGUAUGGCCACGGGUAAUCUCUCUGGUCCUUUGCGUCCGAGAGACUCAGAGACGACGACAUCUUCCCUUUUACCUCAUCAACCAUCUUCUUCUUCAGACACAUUGACCCCCUGGCCAACCACCCGGAUCCCACUCAUCGAGGACUACCGCAUGGUGAUGGCCAAACGCGCCGUGUUCCAGAGUAUCGCUAGUAUGGGACUUCCUGCCUUCACCAUCCAUACAGUAGUCAAGCAUUCCGGGCGCAUGUUAAAGAACUCGAAGAGUGUAUUUUUCCGCACUUGGGCUCCUAUCGGGUUGGGUCUCUCUGUCGUCCCCUUCCUGCCUUACAUCUUCGACGAACCCGUCGACAAAGCCGUCGAAUGGGCUUUCCGUACCGGUGUUCGCGCUUACGCCGGCGAAGAUGCCGUCCGUCCCUUACCCCCUUCUGCGCUUAUUCCGGUCGAAGACUCCACGUCACUCAGCCAUGUCCUGAAAGUCCAAGGUGAGGAGAACGAAUUCAACGCUGCGACGAGCGGCGUUUCCUGGGAAGAAUACAGGGAGCAACGCCUGCGCGCCAAGGAGCAGCGGAAGCGAGACCGUGAAGAACACGGACAGAAGGGUCCGCUGGCGAUGCUGGGAUGGAGUAGUUCUAAUUCAAAGAAUAAGUCGGAGUAG
This is a messenger RNA of Aspergillus tanneri, 1083 nucleotides long. RefSeq names its product mitochondrial fission process 1 family protein. Gene Ontology annotation, cellular component: mitochondrion. Bases 1 to 1083 code for a protein of 360 amino acids. The transcript has 3 exons. The record is from RefSeq and is a predicted model, not a curated record. Lineage: Eukaryota; Fungi; Ascomycota; Eurotiomycetes; Eurotiales; Aspergillaceae. Gene Ontology annotation, biological process: mitochondrial fission.